CCAUCUUGCUGUUAAACAGGAUCUUUGGAUGGUCCGGCCUGUAUCCACCAAGGUCCGUGCCUGGAGCAGGAAGCGAACAACCUCCAGUGUUAUUGGGAACCGACAAAUAUCGCUCUUGGCUGUCAACAAAUGUGAUUGAUGCUGCGGUGCUGUUAAAAGAUGAAGAACCUAUGAGCAUGUGGAGUGUCGAAGGACUCCUUAUUGGAUCGUAUUUAUCGAGAGACUGAGGACUUUUGCAACUCCUCAUGGAAAUUAUUUUUGUGACCGUUUGGAUAGUUUCUCUUCAUCUCGCAUAAGUGAUGCCUUCAGCACAUGGACCACAUCAUUUUAUCAUGGAAAGGCAGAAAGCAUUGAAUAGUGUCUCGGGUGGAGAUCCAUGUACCUUCAUUUGCACGGAGUGUGGUGAUGGAUUUUCCCAUUACACACAAGUGUUAUCCCACAUGGCCAUUCACGGACCUUUGGAAUCGUUUUCCUUUGAUGGUUCAUCCAAUGGAUUUGAAGUCCCUCGAGAAUAUGUGCUGCAAGAAAAUGGCACACUGGCAAUUUUAAAUGGCUUAUCACUAUCUCCUUCCCCUGCGAAACCACCAUCCCCUGGAGUCCCGCCACAUUUCACACCUGCUGUCAAACCUUCAUCUCCUAAACCAAGGCCUCAGCCCAUUCCUGAAAACCCCAAUCGUAACCCAAAAACACAGAAGUCACUGGACUUGAACAAUGCAAAGGAAAAGCCUCCACAGGACGAUUACCGUUGUGAAAUAUGUAGUAGAUCAUUCAACAGUUUGCAAAGUUUACAUUGUCACCAUCAGUAUAGAAAUUCAGAGCUAAGUUUCAGGUGUACUUUAUGCUGCAAGAUCUUUGAAGGUGGACAAGCUCUGGAGAAACACCUCCAAGAACAUACACGAGAACGGUUCCAUUCCUGUAGUGAUUGUGGAAAGCGAUUCGUGAAAGCAUUUGCUUUGUUUGCUCACCAAAAAGAAAGUCAUAUUGCUGCCACUGCUGGAAAUUCGGAGAACAAUGAGGAAAACAAGUUUACCAAAAUGUAUCCAUGUCGCAAAUGCAAAUUACAUUUCUUUUGGUUGUCAGAUUUUCAGACCCACGCACAGCACCUUUGCAAAGGUAAAGCAUCUAAUGCUGCAUUUGCAUCUGAAAUUGAAGUGAAGUCCAAAAACAAGAAGGAUCGACCUCGUGAAAACUGUUACAGUAAUGGCAACUUUAAUGACCUUAAGGACGGUAAUGACAUGUGCGAUCAGGAUACGAGCUACAAAAUUGUCACACCGUACAAAUGUGGUUUAUGUGGGGAGUGUUUCCUGAACUUAAUCACACUUAAAAAGCAUCAGCUGACACAUCAGAAUAAGGAACCAUAUCAACUAAAUCAAGAAUUGAUCAACCCAACGAAAAAAGUAACACUUCGAUCUAGGCGUAAGAGGGCGAAAAGUAAAAAUAGAAAACAAUAUCCCUGUAAGAUUUGCCAGCGUGUCUUCAGUCACUCGAGUAGUUUGUCGAGGCACAUGAGAUACCAUAAGGGUACCAUGCACAAAUGUACAUUAUGUGCUCGACAUUUCCCUCAGCGCUGUGAUCUAGUAAAGCAUCUAACGCUUAAUCACAAAGACGACAUAGAAAAGAAACCUGGAUUGAAACACUUAUUACGACCACAGCCCCACAAUUUAGACCACAAGCAACCCGCAACAGAAGUUAAUCAAAACAGGACGAGACCAAAGAAAGCAGGCGGGUUCAACUUUAAAUGUCAAGAAUGCGGGAAGAGAUUUUGGCUGGCCUAUGUUUACCAGCGUCACUUGCGUUCUCACAAAAGAUGUCACAAUAAGUGUCCCCGAUGUCCUGCUAAAUUCAUGAGUGAUUCCGCACUUAAGGCUCACCUAAAGAAUCACCCAAGCGGUUGGGAUAAACCCAAUGUGGAGCGAUCAUCCCAUGCUACAGGUACAAACGGGAAACCCGUGAAGAGUCAUGUACGUGAUGUAGAGGGCGAUGACACGGUGGACCACACCCCAAAUGACACAGGAAAUUCCAGUGCUGUCUUUGAAUGCACUGAGUGCGCAGAGACAUUCUCACUCUUGGAGACAUUUCUUCAACACCAGACUUCUCAUGGCUCAGAAAACAAUGGGUAACUAUGAUGUUUGACCUCCAAGUUAUGGUUUUUGCCACGAAUGAAGCUCUCGAAGAGUUAAACCGUUUCUUACAUGCACAUGAUUAAAUAUUGAAGAAAAUAUUUGCCUCAGUUCUGCUAUGUUAAAAUUAUAAUUUCCCGUGGCGUGAGGACAGAAUCUAUUUUGAACGUGAGGACAUUAUGAAAAGCUCUUAGGAAUUUUAAAUACUUCUGCAGCACUCGUACAAUUCACAAAGUGAAAUAGCUGGGUUUGAUUAUAAACAUUGUCCCUCCCACGUUGUAGUUAACCAGAAAAUUCCACCCAAUACCUGGAGAAAUUGUUACUUACCAUGGUAUUGUCAAUGAUAACCUACAUCGUUACGGUUUACUUUUAUGUUGUUUAUCCAGUUCAUUGCAACAAGAUGGCGAUUCAGUGUGAUUAUUUUUUUUUAUUAAAUUUUU
Molecule: messenger RNA, 2560 nt
Organism: Syngnathus acus (greater pipefish)
Lineage: Eukaryota; Metazoa; Chordata; Actinopteri; Syngnathiformes; Syngnathidae
Exons: 2
Coding region: 300-2120 (606 amino acids)
Biological process (GO): regulation of transcription by RNA polymerase II
Molecular function (GO): RNA polymerase II cis-regulatory region sequence-specific DNA binding; DNA-binding transcription factor activity
Source: RefSeq, a predicted model, not a curated record